Messenger RNA from Callorhinchus milii (elephant shark), 812 nucleotides. RefSeq names its product GDP-L-fucose synthase, tandem duplicate 1 (gene gfus.1). Gene Ontology annotation, biological process: nucleotide-sugar biosynthetic process. Lineage: Eukaryota; Metazoa; Chordata; Chondrichthyes; Chimaeriformes; Callorhinchidae. The record is from RefSeq and is marked provisional. Gene Ontology annotation, molecular function: GDP-L-fucose synthase activity.
AUGCAUGGCUGAGGUGCUGUGUUACAGGGCGUACCACCAGCAGCACGGCUGCACCUUCACCGCCGUCAUCCCCACCAACGUCUUUGGGCCAAACGACAACUUCAACAUGGAGGACGGCCACGUGCUGCCCGGCCUCAUCCACAAGGUCCAUCUGGCCAAGAAGAACAACACUCCUCUGGUUAUCUGGGGCACAGGGACUCCCAGGAGGCAGUUUAUAUACUCUCUGGACUUGGCCCGUCUCUUCAUCUGGGUUCUGAGAGAAUAUAAUGAAGUUGAGCCCAUCAUCCUGUCAGUGGGUGAAGAGGAUGAAGUUUCUAUCAAGGAGGCGGCUGAGAGCAUUGUGUCGGCCAUGGAUUUCAAGGGCAAGUUUGUUUUUGACACCAGUAAAUCUGACGGUCAGUUCAAGAAGACAGCCAGCAACAGCAAGCUGAGGAAGUACCUGCCUGACUUCAAAUUCACCCCCUUCAGCCAAGCGAUCGAGGAAACGUGCAAUUGGUUUGUCGCCAAUUACGAAUCCGCGAGGAAAUGAGAAUGAACAAUGGGGAUAUGACGCUGGCUGAUCUGGGCUCAAGAGAAACAAAGUGGAGCUUAGAGGCCAACAGCUGAUCUUCCGGUUUGCUAAUCAGUUUUCCUAAAUUCCGGGGGUGAUGGACAGCAAAACUCGCUGGACCGACUGGCCUUGAUCUAGACUUUGCCAGCGAACGGGAAAAUCCUGGUGAAUCUUCCCAAAGUGGGUGGCAGAUCUGCUCUGCUGAUAUUUCAGAGUAGCUGAAUGCACACGGUGUAAUAAUAAUAAAUAAUCGUUGUAUUUU